This is a messenger RNA of Coccinella septempunctata (seven-spotted ladybird), 1376 nucleotides long. Its product is annotated as hsp70-binding protein 1. The record is from RefSeq and is a predicted model, not a curated record. NCBI's taxonomy places the organism in Eukaryota, Metazoa, Arthropoda, Insecta, Coleoptera, Coccinellidae. The transcript is spliced from 6 exons. The coding region runs from base 130 to 1155 and encodes 341 amino acids.
UUUGUUUGACAGAUAAACACGCUCUUAACCUAGAAAAAUUCUAGAAACAUCAUCAAUAUUUUUUCAACAAAUAGUAAAAACAGAUUGAAAUUGAGUUUUUUCGGUAGUGGAAUUCAAAACGCUUACACAAUGCCUGGAGUCCAAGAAUCAAACGAAGGUCCGAAGGCUCCUAUUGGAGCUAUUUGUGCAGCACCUCAACCAACUUCUUCGAACAACACCAGUAAUGCAUCCAUACCCCAACCAAGACAACCAAAUAGUUUGCAAGGUCUUUUACGCUACGCAAUGUCUGCAACUGAAAAUGGCUCUACCGAAACCAAAUUCCUCCCCAUGGACGAAGAGAGGAAGAAAUUCCUUGAGACUGCCUUGAAAUCAAUGACUAUUAACGUUGUCGAAGUGUUACAAAAACAGAUCGAAAUUCUGAUGAAAGUUGAUACUGUGAAAGAUGGAGAUGACGUUUCGAAUUAUUUGGAAGCGUUGGAAAAUAUCAUGGACUAUAUUGACAAUAUUGAUAUAGCUAAUGACUUUCAUAAAAUUGGAGGAUUCAUGAUAUUGAAACCAUGUUUGAACUGUAAAAAUGCAGAGGUGAGAUCUGCCGUUUGUGGAUUGAUCGCGGAACUCUGCCAGAACAAUCCAUACUGUCAAAAAAUUGUUAUUGAUCAUGAAUUUGUCCCGAUACUUCUGCAUAUCUUAGAUAACGAUCAAGAAGACAUAGUUGGUGUUAAAUGUAUUUAUGCAUUGAGCGCCAUAGCGAGGGAUAAUUCUGAGGGAUUUUCACAACUUGUGCGAUAUGGUGGCCUCAAUAUUCUUCUCAGAACUCUAAACAAAGAAGAUGAUAAGUUCAGAAUAAAGACAGCGUUUUUAUUGAGUUCUCUUUGCAGAUCUCAGCCUGACUUGAAAAGUAGACUUAUAUUCUUGGAAAUCAUACCGAUUCUUAUAAAUUUGAUAUCUAAAGAGAGAAAGCCAAGUUCUGAACAUAUUCUGUCGUUGCUUUUAUCUCUGGUCGAGGAUAAUGCCACAGCCUUGAAUGAAUGUAGAAAUCCUGAGCACAAUUUCAAGGAAAUCUUGCAGAACUACAUUUCCAAAGUGGAGAAUAAAGAAGAAUGCCAGGAGGAAGAAGAAUACUGUAAGCGGUUGAUGCAUUUGAUAUUCGUAUGACAUAGGAUUUUCUGAGGGUUUUGCACUGAGAACGGUGCAAUUCUUUCAGCUGGAGGAUUUUAAUUUAAUAAAAUUUUUUAUUAAGCUUUCCCAUGUUAAUAUUAUAAUACAAUUGUUUAUCCUACUUAUCCAAUAUAAUGCAAAAAUCUAAAUUUUACAUUGCCGUUAAGUCAUUAUGUUCACAAAUGGUGUAAUCGAAUAAAGUAUACAUAAAAUAUCAA